This is a messenger RNA of Cadophora gregata, 5130 nucleotides long. RefSeq lists its product as uncharacterized. The transcript has 3 exons. Bases 659 to 3241 code for a protein of 860 amino acids. NCBI's taxonomy places the organism in Eukaryota, Fungi, Ascomycota, Leotiomycetes, Helotiales, Ploettnerulaceae. Gene Ontology annotation, biological process: transmembrane transport. Gene Ontology annotation, cellular component: membrane. Gene Ontology annotation, molecular function: ATP binding; ABC-type transporter activity; ATP hydrolysis activity. The record is from RefSeq and is a predicted model, not a curated record.
CCAGAACCAGAACCAGAACCAGAACCAGAACCAGAACCAGACCCAGUGAGCCAGCGAGCCAGCGAGCCAGCCCAGCACCAGGUCAGGGACGCGAAGGCGGUGAAGCAGCAGAAUCCCCACCACCCACCUAGGUACCGUACCAUACCUAGGUACCGAAGACUCUCUCUGGUCGCCUUCAAGCACCGCCGUACCUUACAAUACUUACCUUCACUCUCUUCGAAAACUUCAAAGCCUUCGUGGAGAGGACGGUGGACGACUUGCAAAUACCGGGCGCUCUCUUUGCUGUGCAUUAACUGGUCGUGGCCUGCAGUCGCUGGGACUGAUCGAUCGAUCGUUCGUUCGUUCGCUCGCUCGUUUGAUUAAUCUAUUCUGCCCCGCGACUCUCUCUUCCUGUUCUUCCCUUUCCGUUCCUCACCUUUGCUCGAUCGACCGAGGGGUCGAUCUUCCACGCCGCUUUCACCCUACCACCACUUCAACUCAGUCUUCCGCAUUUCUCGAGGUGGCGAUUUUACCGAGGCUACAAUUGCUUCGCGUUGACCUUGCACAUUCUCAAUUGCACCGUGUUGCACUCGAAUGUGCCAUGAGCUGUCUACAACCUCUUCACGAAACGGAAAACUGAUGCGGGACGGAGGAAUUGGGCGUAUAAUCAGCAUUAAUAAUGGCGAGCGAGGAAGUUGAACUGAGUUUAUUCUCAGGAAUUAGUGAAGAUGGCCCUCCCUCCUCAACGAAGCUUCUGGAUCUGCUUCACUUCUACUAUGCGUGGAUUUUGUUUGCGGUCUUCCUAGUUGCAUUCGUUACAAACACCUUCCUCACCGCUGAACCCUCAGCAGAAGCCAAUGGUCCAGUCCGACUGGGUCCUGGCGGAAAACCUCUUCCACCUACUUCUGCUCGAAAGAACAAGAAGGCACUUGAGAAGAAGAAGAAGGACAAGGAGUUCAGUCAGAGAAAGAAGUGGCUGUUUUUUUACCUUUCUGCUGCACUUCUUUUGACAUUUCUGGCCAACGGUGUCGAAAUCAUUGCUCAUUCCCUUACCAAGAGCGAAAAUGGUUGGUGGUGCGGCGAAGCUACAGCUAUAUACGUUUGUGCAUCGGCAUUCUUCUACAGCGUCUUUCUUAUUUCCUUGGUCGACACAACUCCGUCACCCAACAUCUCUCACCAAAUUAUAUGGGGUCUUUCAGUCAUCCUCGAGGUCAUACUGCUUGGAGAAACCCUGGCACUCUACACUUCUCCACACAAGGAAAUCAAUUCUGUUCGAAAAGACAUUGGGGGAAAGGUCUAUCGGACACCUACAAACUGGGAGCUAGUUGAAUUGGUAAUCGACGUUGCACGGGUCAUUGUUCUUUUGUCUCUAUUUGGAUUCUACGCCAUCUUUUCAGUUGAACGGUUCCGCCUUGCUCGCAGUGCUUUUGAAGGCAGUUUUGAUGAGCGAGCACCUCUCCUUACCAACGGCCACGCAAACUCAAACCUCCCUGUGUCUGCAAACGGAUCUAUUGCCAAUGGAAUUCCAGCUGGUCCCGAAAACGGUUCGAUAGAGGGGGAUCCAACCCCAUCACGGAAGAACCUGGAGGAGAAUGAAAAUCCUGCUUUCUAUAAGCCAACCACCGCUCCAGACAGGACUUGGUGGGAAUAUAUCCGAGGAUACUCCCUAUUCUUCCCAUAUUUGUGGCCCAGCAACUCUACGAGGCUUCAAGUCGUUGUCCUAUGCUGCUUCAUUCUAGUUGUACUACAACGGGUCGUCAACAUGUAUGUGCCCGUUCAGCUUGGGCACCUGACCAACCAAUUGGCAAACAGAAAGGAACAUUCCGGCAUGCCUUGGCUUUCCAUAUCUAUCCUUAUUGGGCUGAAGUUCUUGCAAGGCACAUCUGGUAUUCUGGGAGCCAUCAGAUCAGUACUUUGGAUUCCAAUUUCGCAGUACUCCUACAAGGCCUUAACUACAGCUUCAUUCGAGCAUGUACACAGCCUCAGCCUCGACUUCCACCUGGGAAAACGAACGGGAGAGGUCCUUUCUGCUUUGAGCAAGGGAACUGCAAUCAACAACUUCUUGGAGCAAAUCACCUUCUCGGUCCUUCCCAUGGUGUUCGAUCUAGGAGUUGCCAUUGUUUACUUUGCUAUCUAUUACGAUGCAUACCAUGCUCUUGUGGUUGGCAUCAUCACAUUUGCCUACCUAUAUCUGACGGUCCGCAUGGCCCAAUGGCGAUCCAAACAGCGACGACAGAUGACGAAUCUCAGUAGAGAAGAAGAAGCUGUCAAGAAUGACUCGCUUACUUCAUAUGAGACUGUGAAGUAUUUUAACGCUGAAGCUUACGAGUUCAACCGAUAUCGUAGCGCUGUCCAGGCAUUCCAAAAUAUGGAAUACCAGGUCACGAUAUCCUUGAAUAUCCUCAAUAUCUCCCAGAACAUGGUAUUCAUGACUGGGCUUCUCAUCACGUCUUUUAUAUCUGCGUACCAAGUCACAACAGGGACUCGCAAAGCCGGAGACUUCGUCACUUUAUUGACCUAUAUGGCUCAACUCCAACAGCCGCUCAACUUCUUUGGCUCCUUUUAUCGGAGCGUUCAAAACGCGAUGAUAAGCGGCGAGAGACUACUCGAGUUAUUCAAAGAACAACCAACUGUUGUUGAUGAUUUCGGCGCAAAAGAAAUGCCAUCCUGUGAAGGUCAAAUCAGCUUUCAGAAUGUGAAAUUUUCCUAUGACGAGCGCAAGCCUGCACUGGAAAAUCUCACCUUCACUUGUCGUCCAGGUACAACGACUGCUUUUGUUGGAGAGUCAGGCGGAGGAAAAUCGACAGUAUUCCGACUACUUUUCCGUUUUUACAACACUCAAGAUGGCAGCAUCCAAGUUGAUAGCAACGAUGUAAGAGAUAUCACCAUCGACUCUCUAAGGCGUCACAUUGGUGUGGUUCCCCAGGACACCGUUCUGUUCAACGAGACGCUCAUGUACAACUUAAAGUAUGCAAACCAGGAUGCCACCGAUGAAGACGUGUACGCUGCGUGCCGAGCUGCCUCCAUCCAUGACAAGAUCAUGGCAUUUCCUGACAAAUACAAUACUAAAGUCGGCGAACGCGGUCUCCGUUUAAGUGGCGGCGAGAAGCAACGUGUGGCCAUUGCUAGAACAAUUAUCAAGGAUCCCCGCAUCAUCAUGUUGGACGAAGCAACUGCAGCACUGGACUCCGAGACCGAGCAAAACAUUCAACAUGCUCUGACAACUUUGUCCAAGGGCAGAACUAUGCUCGUUAUUGCGUAAGUCACCUUGACGGUAGUAUCCAGGUCCAUAAGCUAAACUCUAUCUAGUCACCGUUUGUCCACUAUCACCAGCGCGGAUCAAAUCCUUGUACUACAUGCCGGACAGGUUAUUGAAUCUGGAAACCACCAUGAACUUCUUGCUAAGAAAGGUCGCUAUGCCAGCAUGUGGAAGAAACAGAGCAAAGCCGAUAAGGCUGCCGAGCAAGCUGCUCAUGCGGUCGCCAAAGCCAAAGCUCUUCAAGAAGCUGUCACAACUCGUCCUGGUAGCUCGGGCAACGAAGGCAGCCCAAGCGAGGACGUCAGUGAGAACGAGGGUGACAAUCGAAGCAGUGCUACACUUGUUGGUAUUGCAUCCAAGUCUAUGAUGCGCGGUGCCAAGAAUUAUGGAGAUGAUAGUUCUUCAAGUGACGACUCCAAUUACGGGGACGUCAGUACGCAUGGAAAGAAUGACGGCGACGAUAAGUCGACUGACGGGAGGGUGGGCGAGGAGGCUUUGGCUGAGGCCGACAACGUCGAUGCUCGGGACGAAGCCCAAGCAGAACAGGAGCGCCCCCGAGAAGGAGAACCGGCCAACAAGCCCACGAUCUCUUAAAUUUCGCUUUCAGCCCGAUCCUUUUUCCUACGAAAAUUUCGGUGAAUUUCGAUACCCAAACCGCCACAGCACGUUAUCAUGAAAUCGAAACUCAACGACAUUCAUGGUCAUUUGUGGCACGAUACGGCGCAGCUUUGCUCAUUUCUCAUUUUCCUUUCUCCCUUAGAUGAUUCCGCAGACAACCAAACACUGGGUUGCCAAUAAUUGAACGACAGAAAAGAUUCUCAUGGCUUUACGAAAGUGGCAUAAAACGGUGCAUGAUCGGUGGUUCAGCGUUGCUUUUUUAGUUUCCUUUUUCACAUUCCGCUCUGCUUAUGGUUCACAAGGGAUAGAGGAUGGAGCACAUGGGUCUUUACUUUUAUUCUUGCACUUUAAUCCCACCCUCUUUUCUACUUUCUCUGUAAUUACAAAAAGAAAGGCUGGCGCGCUGGUGGAUGGAUGGCUGGGACGGGGUGGUCUGCUCUGGCCCGCGCUGGGUUAAUCGGCUGUCUAUCAAGGCGUACUUAGAGCCUGGUCGAUUGGUUUAUGAAUGCAAUAUGGGUGGGUGGCUGGAUUGCUGAUUUGAACUCUGGACAGAUGUCUGGAUGAAUGGCUGGGCGGCUUGGGAUUGAUCAAUGGAGUGUGCAAUGGAUGGAUGGAUGAUUCGAAAGGUCGGAUGAAUGCCUGCCUCUCUUUAGAUAGUCUGAUGCAAAUCAACUUCUGAUCCUCUCGUUUUGAUCUGCCCCGAUCAUGUGCAACAUCUCAAUGACCUUCCUUGGAAAUUCUCAUGUCCCAACCACGCCCCUCGCUCACAUCUCUCGCAGGCGAAUUCAACAACUCUGGAGAAUGAGAACAGCAAUACAUGAUUGAUACCUGGCCUGACAUUGUCACCCAUGUUCCUUCUUCUUUGGGAAAUACAUGACUAGGUAAUGGAAGAAUAGUCCAAACCUUUGGCUCUGCUUUUUCAAACUGCAGGCAUAAAAGCCUAAGCCUAGAACAAAGCUCGGGAUAGAGAUCCAGGCAUCUCUCAGAGUCAAGAACAGACAAGUAUGAGAAAAUUUCUGCUAAUCAAGGUUCCGUGACAGGGGGCUAAAUCAGCGUGAUCGAGUCAGUCAGGGUGGCUUGGGUGGGUAUCAAGUGCAUGAAUACGCUACUCCAUUCAAUCAAUCACUGUAGGUGGUGUUUUGCUGUUGAGCGUGGUCUAGGGGGGAAAGAGACAAUAGAAUGACUCUGUUUCGGGAUCUGGUGAGAGAUGAUACAUAGAUGUGUUCAGUCAAUCUAUGUAAGCAUCGGGUUUGCAAUCAUAUAGAACACUCAAG